UGCCAAUUACAAGAACUAACUGUUACUUCUGAACUGAAGGCGGAGAUGGUUAUUGUUAUGCCUGUGCAUUCACGUGUUGAAGCAUGGCGUUCACUCAUUGGACGACACCGUGUAGAAUUCUCGGAACAAGCAAGGAAGAAGCUGGUAUAAAAGCCCAUGAGCUUCGUACCGAGUCUACCGACUAAGUAGUGCGAGUCGUUGGUUGCUUUCUUCUUCAGCAUUCUCCUUUCCGAUUCCAGCAAACGAAAAUGUGUGACGACGACGUUGCCGCUCUUGUCGUAGACAAUGGUUCCGGUAUGUGCAAAGCUGGCUUUGCUGGCGACGACGCACCUCGUGCCGUCUUCCCGUCCAUCGUCGGUCGUCCCCGCCAUCAGGGUGUGAUGGUCGGUAUGGGCCAGAAGGACAGCUACGUCGGAGACGAAGCCCAGUCCAAGAGAGGUAUCCUGACGCUCAAGUACCCCAUCGAGCACGGUAUCGUCACCAACUGGGAUGAUAUGGAGAAGAUCUGGCAUCACACGUUCUACAAUGAGCUUCGUGUUGCCCCCGAGGAGCACCCCGUCCUUCUGACCGAGGCUCCCCUCAACCCCAAGGCCAACCGUGAGAAGAUGACACAGAUUAUGUUUGAGACUUUCAAUUCUCCAGCAAUGUACGUCGCCAUCCAGGCUGUGCUCUCCCUGUAUGCCUCUGGACGUACCACCGGUAUCGUCUUGGAUUCUGGUGAUGGUGUGUCCCACACUGUCCCCAUCUACGAGGGAUACGCUCUCCCCCACGCCAUCCUCCGUCUCGACUUGGCUGGCCGUGACUUGACCGACUACCUCAUGAAGAUCCUCACCGAGCGUGGAUACUCUUUCACCACCACUGCUGAGCGUGAAAUCGUCCGUGACAUCAAGGAGAAGCUCUGCUAUGUUGCCCUGGACUUCGAGCAGGAGAUGGACACUGCUGCUUCAAGCUCCAGCCUGGAGAAGAGCUACGAGCUUCCCGAUGGUCAGGUCAUCACCAUUGGCAACGAGCGAUUCCGUGCUCCUGAGGCUCUCUUCCAGCCGGCCUUCCUCGGAAUGGAAUCUUCUGGUAUCCACGAGACCACCUACAACUCAAUCAUGAAGUGCGAUGUCGACAUCCGUAAGGAUCUGUAUGCCAACACUGUCUUGUCCGGUGGUACCACCAUGUACCCAGGUAUUGCCGACCGUAUGCAGAAGGAAAUCUCUGCAUUGGCUCCACCAACAAUGAAGAUCAAGAUCAUUGCCCCACCAGAGCGCAAAUACUCCGUAUGGAUUGGUGGCUCCAUUCUGGCCUCGCUGUCCACCUUCCAGCAGAUGUGGAUCUCCAAACAGGAGUACGACGAGUCUGGCCCUAGCAUUGUCCAUCGCAAGUGCUUCUAACUUUUGUGUAUGCUUUCAUUUUUUUUCUUAAUUUUCAACUCCAUGUACAGGUAUAUUUUGUACAAGGCAGAACAACAGAGACCAAAAAGCUUUCUAGUGACUCCGA
Sycon ciliatum is the source of this 1485-nucleotide messenger RNA. RefSeq names its product actin CyI, cytoplasmic. The coding region runs from base 249 to 1379 and encodes 376 amino acids. The record is from RefSeq and is a predicted model, not a curated record. The transcript has 3 exons. NCBI's taxonomy places the organism in Eukaryota, Metazoa, Porifera, Calcarea, Leucosolenida, Sycettidae.